This is a messenger RNA of Gorilla gorilla gorilla (western lowland gorilla), 3269 nucleotides long. Its product is annotated as protein FRG1-like. The transcript is spliced from 8 exons. Lineage: Eukaryota; Metazoa; Chordata; Mammalia; Primates; Hominidae. The record is from RefSeq and is a predicted model, not a curated record. Bases 457 to 915 code for a protein of 152 amino acids. Gene Ontology annotation, molecular function: actin filament binding. Gene Ontology annotation, cellular component: nucleolus; catalytic step 2 spliceosome; striated muscle dense body.
GUUUACUUUGCCUCCACUUCUGUUCCUCCCCGCCCUGGUGCUGCUCCGGGUCACAUACUCGUCCUGAGCCAGCUUCAGCCUCUCCGCGCAGAAGUCUCCCGGAGCCAACUUCUGCGAGUCGAGUACUCUUAUGUGAAGUUUACCAAGCUCGUGUUCAAGGGAACCAAGGCGAAGAGGCGAGAUGGAAAGAAAGUAUCAAGGAGUGAGCUGAAGCCACUGCCCUUGAGAACCCUCUCGAGGAGUCUGGGCUCAUGAAGAUGCCAGAAUAAGUGGCAGGUAUAUCCUGAAUGAAUGUGAGAUUUUUACUCUGUGAAUUUCCUGUGAGAAGUGUAAGAAGAAAAAGAGCAAAGAUAAGAAGAGAAAAAGAGAAGAAGAUAAAGAAACCCAGCUUGAUAUGUUGGAAUCUGGUGGACAGUAACAAACUUUGGUGAAAUUUCAGGAACCAUAGCCAUUGAAAUGGAUGAGGGAACCUAUAUACAUGCACUCGACAAUGGACUUUUUACCCUGGGAGCUCCACACAAAGAAGUUGAUGAGGGCCCUAGUCCUCCAGAGCAGUUUACGGCUGUCAAAUUAUCUGAUUCCAGAAUCACCCUGAAAUCUGGCUAUGGAAAAUAUUUUGGUAUAAAUUCAGGUGAACUUGUUGGGCGUUCAGAUGCAAUUGGACCAAGAGAACAAUGGGAACCAGUCCUUAAAAAUGGGAAAAUGGCUUUGUCGGCCUCAAAUAGCUCCUUUAUUAGAUGCAGUGAAGCAGGGGACAUAGAAGCAAAAAGUAAAACAGCAGGAGAAAAAGAAAUGAUCAAGAUUAGAUCCUGUGCUGAAAGAGAAACCAAGAAAAAAGAUGACAUUCCAGAAGAAGACAAAGGAAAUAUAAAACAAUGUGAAAUCAAUUACGUGUGUGUAUGCUUUUCCUUUUAGACCUACAGAUUUGAUAGUGAAGUGCUUCUCAAAGUGCUUUCAAAAUAAAUUACCUAAUUAGCUGCGGAUGGUGGUGCAUGUCUGUAGGCCCAGCUAGUUGGGAGGCUGAGACAGGAGGAUUGUUUGAGCCCAGGAGUUCAAGGCUGCAGUGAGCUCUGAUCACCACUGCAUUCCAGCCUGGGUGACAGAUCAAGAUCCCGUCUGAAAAAAUAAAAACUGAUGGACAAGAAGAGGCAACACGAUGUAGCCUCUAGGACAGAGCACUGAGCUAAAUUCUUUUCUUUUCUUGAGGGUUCGGUUUUCCUAAUCAUCUUACCAGCUCCCAAAGCUACUCAGUCGGGUUAGUCACCCUCUCUAUUCAUUCAUAGAAUGGGCGUGAUGCCAGUCAAAGGCUGUUCUCUGGCCAGGACACAGGGGACUCCAGCCAGCAUGCCCUAAUAGAAGUGGGGUCUUGUGCUACCCAGUCAAUGAGUGGCCCUCCUCUUGAGAGGUCACAAAGUUCAUCUUGUUGUUCAAAAGCUCCAGCUUAUUAAAAAAAUACAAUUAGACUUUUUUUUUCUCCCCCAAGACGGAGUCUCGCUCUGUCCCCCAGACUGGAGUGCAGUGCCAUGAUCUUGGCUCAUCGCAACCUCCGCCUCCCAGGUUCAUGUGAUUCUCCUGCCUCAGCCUUCCGAGUAGCUGGGACUACAGGUGCAAGCCACUGCCCUCGGCCAAUUUUUGUAUUUUUAGUAGAGACGGGGUUUCACCAUGUUGGUCAGGCUGUUCUCGAACUCCUGACCUCGAAUGAUCUGCCUGCCUUGGCCUCCCAAAGUGCUGGGAUUGCAGGCGUGAGCCACUGCGCCUGGCCUACAAUUAGACUUUUUUAAUAAGUGAAAAAGAAAUUAACAGUAUUUAUAAAUUUAAUAGUAAAUAUGUAUAAUCAGAGUUUGAGGUAUUUUUCAAUGAAGACAUUUUCUUUGCAGAAAGAAAUUUCAGAGCUUCCAAGACCACAAACUUAAAAUAAGUAAAGAAUACAGUAAAAUUCUUAAAAAGGCUCAGAAAGAUGGAUUUUUGCAUGAAACGCUUCUGGACAGGUAGCUAUUUACUUAUUUUCACUAUUUUCAGUAGCCAAUACAAAUGGCAUGUAGAAAACCUAUAUUCUCUUAAAUUACUGUAGUUUUCACAUUUUUGUCUUUAUUUAUAAUUUAUGAGUGUGGCAAUAUUACCUAGAGAGGACAUCAUGAGUUUGGGAAAAGACUGUCAAGAAAGAAUAUCUAAAAAUUAUAACCGAUUCUAAGUAUAUACUUUAAGAAAUUCAGGUUUGACUGUAUCUACUUCAUAAAUUUAUCAUUAUCUUUUUAUAACUAUUAGAACCAGAGUUAGAAAGAAGCAGUUUGACUAAUACAAAAAUUAUGUGGAUUCUGUUAGAGUAGUUCAGGUCCCUUAAAAUAAGCAUAGAUCAACUAAAAAACUAAGUAUAAAAGCUAAAUAAGUGAAAUUGAAGCAGUUUUAUUGUAAGAUUUGGAAGAGUGCAGGAUGUUUAUCAUAGCACAUUAUUAAUAUUUAUUACUCUUCCUAUGUAGAUAAGUGAUGUCCUAGAUUUACAACAUAGAAAAACAGGUAAAGACGUUUAGCUGUCAGUGUACAAGUAUAAAUCAAUUAAGUGCCAGAUUUUGAUAAUCACCAGCUGCUCAUUCAAGUCCUAUGUUGCAAAGUUACUCUUACCCUUUUUUUACAUUACUUGAUAAAGGCAAUGUUUAAUUACAUAUUUCCUGUUAACUAGCUGGUAGAGUUCAUACCUAAAGUCAGUAAAUAAUGCUAAGAAUUUUUUCCAGCUGAGCAAAUGAAUAUGUAUCUAGUUGUAAGAAAUCAAGAAGAGGAUAUAAAAUAUAAUCAGGAUAUGGACUCUAAAACGGAAUAAGCUCAAUGUCCUGUAGCUUUUUUCACUUGUAAUAAUACAGCAUUCUCACCCUGUUAAAUGGAAAUUUAGAGCACCCUUAAAUUCCAGAAAAAUUAAAAUUGCUAUUUGGAUUGAAAAGCCCUUAGGCAACAUUUAUUGAACAUUAGGAAAUAACUUUUAUAAGAUUAGAAUCCAUUUUUUAUGGAAACCAAAUUUAAAAGUAUACAUGUUUUAAUAUAAGUGUUGUGGUAAUACAAUAACCAGAACUGAACACACAGUUUUAAAGCUUUUUAUAUUUAGUAGCAGUUGAAUAUAUACGGCAUGUUUUACAUAGAUUAAUUUUACUAUUUUUCUUUAUUUAAACAAGAGAACCAAAUUGAAAGCCGACAGAUACUGCAGAUGACUGGGAUUUUUGUUUCUGUCUUAUCUUUUUGUGUUUUUUUCUGAAUAAAAUAUUCAGAGGAAAUGAUUUUAC